CACAGGUUACCUGCCAAGGUUGCUGAGGGCUGCUGCUUUCACAGAUUGCAUCAAGAAGGAUGGAUCAUAGCCCUGGAUAUCUCGUAGCAAGACCUGUUUACUCAGACCCAAGUUUUCAGGAGGAAAAUGAAAGGAAGGAAAUUGUUCAGAAAACCGUCCAGGAGAGACUGCGAAAGAACUGCAGUUGUACAUCCAGAAGAGCUCUCCUGAUUGUGAAGUCCUUUUUCCCUAUUCUGGACUGGCUUCCAAAUUACAGAUGGAAGGAAUGGUUCGUGAAUGACCUUAUUUCUGGAGUCAGCACAGGGCUUGUUGCCAUAUUACAAGGUCUGGCUUUUGCAUUGCUUGCUUCGGUCCCAGUUGGAUAUGGCCUCUACUCAUCAUUCUUCCCUAUUUUGACUUAUUUCUUCCUGGGCACAUCCAAGCACAUCUCAGUUGGACCAUUUCCAGUGGUCAGCUUGAUGGUGGGGUCUGUUGUCUUGAGUAUGGCUCCUGAUGAGAAGUUUUUCCUGCUUAGCAAUAGCACUGGAUUGAACAAGACAGUGAUAAACACAGUGGCCAGGGAUGCGGCUAGAGUUAUGGUUUCAGGAACUCUCAGUUUCCUAAUUGGAAUUAUUCAGCUUCUAUUCGGAAUAUUUCAGAUUGGCUUCAUUGUCAGGUACCUGGCAGAUCCUUUAGUUGGUGGGUUCACCACAGCAGCUGCUUUCCAAGUGUUUGUCUCCCAAGUCAAAACAUUGCUCAACGUUCCCACAAAAAACUACAAUGGGGUGCUCUCUAUAAUAUACACAAUUAUUGAUAUUUUUAAAAACAUUGGACAAACCAAUAUUUGUGACAUGAUUGCUGGACUUCUGACUUUGGUUGUGGUUAUUGGGGUGAAAGAAGUAAAUGACCGAUACAAGCACAUAAUUAAAGUUCCUAUUCCGAUAGAAGUCUUGGUGACCAUUGUGGCCACAGGGGUUUCGUAUGGAGCAAACCUAGCACAAAAGUAUAAUGCAGGAAUUGUAAAAACAAUUCCCAAUGGUUUUAUACCUCCUAUGACACCAGAUGUGAGUCUCUUUUCAGAAAUGAUUGGCUCAGCGUUUUCAAUAGGUAUAGUGGGUUAUGCUGUGGCCGUUUCUGUGGGAAAAGUUUAUGCCACCAAAUACAACUAUGCUAUAGAUGGGAAUCAGGAGUUCAUUGCCUUUGGAAUCAGCAAUCUUUUCAGCGGAGCAUUUUCUUGCUUUUGCGCCACCACUGCUUUGUCGCGUACAGCUGUCCAGGAAAGCACAGGUGGAAAGACCCAGAUAGCUGGUAUCAUUUCAGCCUUCAUGGUGUUAAUUGCUAUAGUGGCACUUGGUAGACUCCUCGAACCAUUGCAGAAGUCAGUGCUGGCAGCCAUUGUCAUAGCAAAUCUUAAAGGGAUGUUCUGGCAAGUUUUUGAUGUACCUCGUUUAUGGAGACAGAACAAGUGGGACUCUAUAAUCUGGGUCUUCACAUGCAUUGCAUCCAUUUUAUUGGGACUCGAUUUGGGAUUGUUGGCCGGUUUGGUAUUUGGAUUACUGACCAUCGUUCUACGAGUUCAGUUUCCCUCAAGUGGUUCACUUGGAAAUGUCCCUGGAACAGAGAUCUACAAGGAAGUUAAAAAGUACAAAACUGUUUUAGAGCCAGAAGGAAUUAAAAUUGUUCGGUUUACUAGUGCUAUUUUUUAUGGUAAUAUUGAUGGACUGAAAAGUGCCAUUAAAAAAAGUGUUGGGUUUGAUGUUGUCAAAGUUUUUAAUAAGCGGGCCAAAGCAUUGAGGAAAAUAAAAAGACUGAUUAAGAAAGGACAACUACAAGCAACCAAGAAUGGUGUCAUCAGUGAUGCAGGUACAGAUAAUGAAGGGUUUGAACCAGAUGAUAUUGAAGACCUACAAAAAGAAGAGAGCCCAGAAGUGAAAGAAGUGGAGAUUCAAGUAGACUGGAAUUCAGAGCUACCAAUUAAAGUGUCUGUUCCUAAAGUCUCUAUUCACAGCCUUAUUUUUGACUUUGGCCAAGUAUCUUUCGUAGAUGUGGUGGCUGUAAGGUCAUUAAAAGUGAUAUUCAAAGAAUUCUUUAGGAUUGAUGUCGAUGUCUACAUUGCAGCAUGUGAUGAUAACGUGUAUAAAAAGUUUGAAGAAUGUCUCUUUUUUGAUGACCAAAUCAAGCCAGACAUUUUCUUCUUGACCAUUCAUGAUGCAGUGUUAUAUAUAGAGGAAAAGAGAAAGUACACUGAUGGACACGAUCCACUUCUGGAGAAGAUUUCACUAAUGCAAGAAUCUAAAGAAGCCCUGGAAUACACAGAAACUGUUCCUGCAAAUGAUGAACUGGAUGCCCAAGAGGAGGCUCUCAGGAGACUUGCUUCGUGAACAAAUCUACUGGAACCUCUAAAUUGGAAUGUGCAGCAUUUUCUUUCACUUAUAUUCUUAAAAGGGUUGUCUCAGCAAAUGGCAUCUUUCAUAUAGACAAAGUUAAUACAAGG
Messenger RNA from Bufo gargarizans (Asiatic toad), 2473 nucleotides. RefSeq names its product pendrin-like. NCBI's taxonomy places the organism in Eukaryota, Metazoa, Chordata, Amphibia, Anura, Bufonidae. Gene Ontology annotation, cellular component: membrane. The transcript has 21 exons. Gene Ontology annotation, molecular function: chloride transmembrane transporter activity; oxalate transmembrane transporter activity; secondary active sulfate transmembrane transporter activity. Gene Ontology annotation, biological process: transmembrane transport. Bases 60 to 2360 code for a protein of 766 amino acids. The record is from RefSeq and is a predicted model, not a curated record.